Mycena indigotica is the source of this 381-nucleotide messenger RNA. Its product is annotated as YCII domain-containing protein. Lineage: Eukaryota; Fungi; Basidiomycota; Agaricomycetes; Agaricales; Mycenaceae. The transcript has 4 exons. The record is from RefSeq and is a predicted model, not a curated record. Bases 1 to 381 code for a protein of 126 amino acids.
AUGCGAGGUCUUUCUCAGCAACUACUACGACGAGCAAUGUCCUCAUCUGCUGCACCAACACGUCACAAAUUCUUUGUUCACGCUCCAGACAAGACUGACCCCGAUGCCUUCUCGCGACGUCUUGCUGUCCGCACCAAACAUCUUGAAGUUGCAAGGAAAGCUAUUGAUGACGGCCGCAUACGUGUCGCUGGUGCUCUUUUGACGCCAGAGUCACUUGCCUCCGAAAACAAGACGAUGAUCGGUUCAACGUUCAUCAUCGAGGCGGAGACUAUCGAUCAGGUGAAGAAGAUGAUAGAGGAGGACAUAUACUAUACCACUGGUGUGUGGGACCCUGAACGGAUUGUCAUUCUGCCCUUUGUCGCAGCGACAGCCUUCCCGUGA